AUGAAUUUGUCACUUAUUUGCAAGUCUGACUACCUCAAACAUUACGAGCCAUAUCUGAAAAAUAAAACAACAAAAUUCUUCGACAAUUGCAAUAACUUUAAAUCAGAAAUCGAUUGCCUUCGAAAGGUUGUCAACAAAUGUUAUGUAAAAGAGAAUUUCGACCAAACUGAAGACCCUGUGCCUGUUUUUCAAGAUUCUAAUAAGCUUAUUCAAUCAGAAUAUCAGUAUCAGCUCCGAAAAUUUGAUGCUCUGAGUAAAAUCAAGGAUUUACUUCAAUGUCUACUUCUGUGCUCCAAAAGUGAAGAUGAUAAUGAUGAAUGUCUGGAUAUGGAAAUUUUUGGAUUGCCACUCAAAGAACAAAAGCCUGUAUUGUUAAAAAGAAUUGACAAUCUUAAGCACUGCAAGGAGUUGGGCAAGAAAAUUUUGAAAAAGCUACAGGAAGAGUUGUCAUCAUAUCAGCAAAAAGAACGAAAAAUGACAUUUGAAGCAAUCAGUAUGACUGACUUUUAUAAAUCAAAACUCACGCCAGUUAAAAUUUUGGAAAGAGACAUUAACAAUGAAGUCACAAGAAUUAAGGAAGCGUUCACUAAAAAGUAUGAAAGCCUGUUUCUGAUUAAACUCAAAUGUGAAAAAUUGGACUUGCGGAUGAGGGUGGAUUUGAUGCCAAAAAUCACAAUUUUAGAGACUUCCUUGAUCGAGAAAAGGUUUGAAUUGGAAAAGGUAGAGAACGAUACGAGAGAACAUAUUAAGCAGGAAAAUCUUCAAAUGAAGAUUGACGAUGAAUAUGACAAAAAGAUGCGAUUUUUGACAGAAGACUACGAAAAAGUUGUUGAACAAAAUAAGAGUCUAGUUCCUGCCAUUGAGCAAAUAAAGAAGUCGCUUAUAAGAACAUUCAGGAAGAAAGACAAAUUGACAAAGACAUUUGCAGAGACUCUCAUCAAUUCCGGACAGAACUCAGCAAUUGAUAAAAGAUUGUCGGAAGUUCAAAAUAAUCAUACUAAAAGUGAUUUAUGCUACAUAAAGAACUCAACAAUCAAUGAUUACACUCUUCAAGAUGUCGCUAUCAUCAAUUUAAGGGAACAAAUUUGUCGCAUGAUCCAAAAGAUAUCAAAAUCAAACAACUUUAUCAAUGUCCUCAAAAAUGACCUGAAAUUUCUCAGAAAUGAACAUCAAAAGUACGGCAUCGGUCACGAUUACAUGGGAAAUACAAUCAUGUCACCGAAAACUUAA
This is a messenger RNA of Chironomus riparius, 1230 nucleotides long. The record is from the annotation of a GenBank genome assembly. NCBI's taxonomy places the organism in Eukaryota, Metazoa, Arthropoda, Insecta, Diptera, Chironomidae.